Messenger RNA from Penicillium argentinense, 939 nucleotides. RefSeq lists its product as uncharacterized. The record is from RefSeq and is a predicted model, not a curated record. The transcript is spliced from 4 exons. Gene Ontology annotation, biological process: protein folding in endoplasmic reticulum. Lineage: Eukaryota; Fungi; Ascomycota; Eurotiomycetes; Eurotiales; Aspergillaceae. Gene Ontology annotation, molecular function: protein binding. The coding region runs from base 1 to 939 and encodes 312 amino acids. Gene Ontology annotation, cellular component: EMC complex.
AUGGGUGCUUCUGCUGAUAUCCGUGACAUCAAUGGAUCAGAUCUGAUCUCUGCACUUCACUUGGCUCAACAGGCACCAGUCAUUCUGGGUCCCAAUCCGAUGAACGCGAGUUCGGCAUCCUCUACGGGUACGGCCGAGGAGUAUGGCCGGAUUGAGCAAUUGCUACUUGCCUGUCUUCGCACAGGUGAUGAUCAGUCUGCACAAGCAUGCCUCGAUCGCCUCAGCCAUCGGUUCGGUCCCUCCAACGAGAGGGUAAUGGGACUUCGGGGUCUGUAUCAGGAGGCGACAGCGAAGGAUCGAGCAGCUUUGGAGAAGUGUCUGCAGGAAUACGAGAAGAUUUUAUCUGAAAACCCUGUCAAUGUGCCCAUCAUGAAGCGGCGAGUUGCUCUGCUACGUUCUCUCGACCGACCCGCUGAUGCGAUCUUCGCCCUCAUUCAACUCCUCGAAGCCUUGCCCACCGAUGCUGAGGCCUGGUGCGAACUGGCCGAUCUCUAUCAAACCCAAGGCCUAAGCUCUCAAGCAAUCUUCAGCCUGGAGGAGGCUUUGCUGAUUGCACCUAACUCUUGGAAUAUUCAUGCCCGGCUUGGUGAGCUUCUGUAUGUCAGCUCCUCGUCUGGUGAGGAUGACGCAUCCCGACUUGCAGGCAAGUCGGUGCAGCAUUUCUGUCGAAGCAUCGAACUCUGUGAUGAUUACCUGCGCGGGUUCUAUGGAUUGGCUCUUGCAACUUCCCGAAUGAUCGAGAACGAACACGCGGGCGAGCGCCCCUCGGACCCGCCAGUGCCCUCCAGGAUUACCCUGGAUCGAUUGAAGCGCUUUGCUCUUCAGCGACUUGGAGAGAUCGUCCAGUCUCGAUCGGUCGAUGAUCAGCAUUGGGCAUCGAGUCGCAGCGAACUCAUCGCGGCCAAAGAAUUGCUGAAUCGUCUGGCUCAAGCUCAAUAG